Messenger RNA from Alosa alosa (allis shad), 3917 nucleotides. Its product is annotated as trithorax group protein osa-like. The record is from RefSeq and is a predicted model, not a curated record. The transcript has 10 exons. Gene Ontology annotation, molecular function: NAD binding; transcription corepressor activity; oxidoreductase activity, acting on the CH-OH group of donors, NAD or NADP as acceptor. NCBI's taxonomy places the organism in Eukaryota, Metazoa, Chordata, Actinopteri, Clupeiformes, Clupeidae. Bases 18 to 3788 code for a protein of 1256 amino acids.
GCGUUUCGAUUUUUUAGAUGCUGGUCUCUAGUAAGCAGCUCCCCAUCGGCCGCUCCCAGAGCUGGGACACCCUGGGGGGUCCGGAGUGCCAGUGGGGGCCAAUAGGGCAAGAGAGCAUAUACGACCAGCAGCACCAGCACCAGCAGCAGCAGGGCCGGAUGUCUGUGCGCCGUAACUCCAUCAGCUACGGGAGUGAGGUGGUAGGGGGCGGUCAGGGCUGGUACGAGCUGCCGCCUGGAGCGCGUCCCCCAGAUCUGGAUCUGAAACGCGAGCCCUUCUCCUACCAGGAGUCGCUGUACAGUCAGACGGGAUUUGCGGAGCGGCAAGACCCGCGAGCCAUGCGGAAGUGCUCGGUGCCGGAGUUGAACAGCCACUACGAGCGGCCCCCCGUCGCCCAUCGCGGGACUCUGCCCACGCAGGAUUACUACCAGCAGGACCCAGCGCUGACGCCACGCCAGCUGGACGACCCCCGGGCGUUUUACAGGGGCGGGGAGCAGACGCAGCCUCACCCACUGAACCGGUCUGCGUCACACUACGGAAUGAUCCCAGGCAUGGCUGGGGGUCCUCCUCCAUCCUCUGCGCCCCCGCCCUCCGCCCACGAGAUGGGACGCAGGUACCGCGAACCGUCUGUCUCUGCUCCUCCUCCACCGAACACACCCGGCCCGAAGAUGAUGCCCAGUCGGGAGCCAUCACCGGUGCGUUACGUUACGGAACCUUCGUCCCCAAGAUAUGGAUCGGAACCACCUCAGCUUGUUGGACGUGGGGCCUACACUGAUGUCAACAGCCGGGUUAUGGACCCCCGCCAACCUGCUGCCACCUGCCUCGUUGUGGACCCUGCCUCCCAAGGCAUGGAUGUGACUGGGGGGGCCCGGGGGAUGAUGAGCCCGACGCCCUACAGUCCCUUGCAGCAGCAAGUGCAGCCAACACAGCAGUUGCAGCAGCAACAGCCAGCAACACAGAUGCAGGUUGCACCAAUGCCUUCGCCACAGCAGCAGAUGCAGCAGGCUCAACAACUGCAGCAGCAAAUGCAGGUGGCUGCUCAGCUGCAGCAGCAGAUGCAACCAGCCCAGCAGAUCCAACAGCAGAUCCCGCAGCAGAUGCAACAGCAGCCCAUUCAACAGCAGCCCAUGCAACAGCAGCCCAUGCAACAGCUUCCCCAACAGAUCCAGCCCCCUGUGCAGCAAUCAGUGGUGCCACCCAUGCAGCAAGUGCAGCAGCCACUGCAGCAGCAGAUGCAGAUGCAGCCAUUGCCAGCGACACAACCACAGAUGCAGCAGCCAGUUCAGCCUGCUCUCCAGCCAAUGCCUCCACCAGUGCAGCAGAUGGCGCCGGUGCAGCAAAUGCCUCCACCAGUCCCCCAGCAGGUCCAGGCUGUGCCGGGCCCUGUGAACGCCCUCUACGACCCCAGUGCUGCCCAGGCUCUUCCUGCAGCAGCCCCAGUCAUGCCCCAGAGCUCGGUGGUGGUGAUGCCCGCUCAGCCCAUGCCACUUCCUCCUCCUCCGGUGACGCCGACCCCCAUGGCGCCGGCGCCUCCGCCUCCCGCCGACCCCAAGCGGACGGCCGACCCGGAGUUCCUGGCACUCUUGCGCAAUGAGGGCGUGUCGGAAAGCACCAUCAUGUCGCUGCUCCAGCAGGGCUUCGACAGCACGGGUAUGCUGGCGGUGAUGGAGGAGAACGAUGUGCGCUCGGUGGCGCCCAACCUGGGCCAGGCCCGGGUGCUGUCCCGAGUAGCAGUGAGCUGCAAACGCCCGGUCGAAGCCCCGGCGCCCACCUCCCAGCCGCAGCAGCAGCACCACCACCACCAGAACCCGCACCACAUGGGCACGAUGCCGCCACCGCCGUCACGCACCCGCUCCAACAGUUUCAGCCACCGCAGCGACGUGUACCAGCCUCACCACGGCAUGAGCCUGGGCAUCGGCGUGGGCAUGGAAUCCCAAAUGCUGACCGCUCCACCGACGCCCAUGCAGACCAUCUCUCCCAGGAUGGGCGAGGCGAUCAGCAGGAGGCCCAGCAGCGCCCCGUCCCAACACCUCCUGGAGACGACCGGUGGGGGCGGCGGGUAUGGUCUGCCAGGAUCUAGGACCCCAGGACCAUACAGCGGUGCCAUGGUGCCCGUCCAGCCUCGGCCCAUGUCGGCGUACUCCUCCCAGCCCGCCUUGCCCAUGUCCGCGCACAUGGCAGCUCUGCAGCAGCAGAUGCCGGGCAUGCCACACCAGAUGCCGGGCAUGGCGCACCAAAUGCAGGGCAUGGCGCACCAAACGCAGAUCCAGCAGAUCCACGCCAUGCAGUCUCAGCAGGUGCCCGCGCUGCCUGGUGUGCCCCAGCACCUGGCCAUGACGCCCAUGCCGCCGCAGCAGGCGCCCAAAGCCUACUCCACCAACUACACGGUGCCCAUGGAGCUGAUGAAGCGUGACCGCAGCCUGGCGCCACUCACGCCCAUGCACAGCCCACACCCGAGCCCGCAGUCCAUGCGCAAGGCUGGCGGGCAGGGGGCGCCCACCGAUGGGGCCAUGGUGCCCAUGGGCCCUGCCGGCAUGCAGGCCCAGAGCGCCAGCCUGGCCAAUCAGAAACUCAGCCGGAGGACCGGCCCCCCAGUCAUCGUGUCCACCAUGGCGUCCCCCGACACAAGUAUCAGGCCUCAGAUUAUGAACGGGCCGACGCACCCUCGGCCACUAGUGGCUCUGCUGGACGGGCGGGACUGCACCGUGGAGAUGCCCAUCCUGAAAGACCUGGCAACCGUGGCGUUCUGCGACGCCCAGUCCACACAGGAGAUCCAUGAAAAGGUGUUGAAUGAAGCGAUAGGAGCCAUGCUGUACCACACCAUCACUUUGACGCGCGAGGACCUUGAGAAGUUCAAGGCCUUGCGAAUCAUCAUUCGCAUUGGCAGUGGCUAUGACAACAUCGAUAUCAAAGCGGCUGGAGAGCUCGGUAUUGCGGUGUGCAACAUUCCUUCAGCGGCGGUGGAGGAGACGGCCGACUCGACGCUGUGCCACAUCCUGAACCUGUACCGUCGGAACACCUGGCUGUACCAGGCGCUGCGCGAGGGCACCAGGGUCCAGAGCGUGGAGCAGAUCAGAGAGCUGGCGUCCCGUCCGGCCGCAAGGCAUCCGGGGAGGGAGGGAGGGAUGUGUUUCUCAGGCCGAUCAGGACAGGCAGUGGCCGUCCGCGCCAAAGGCUUCGGCUUCAGCGUGAUCUUCUAUGACCCCUACCUCCAGGACGGGCUGGAGCGAUCUCUGGGGGUGACGCGCGUGUACACACUCCAGGACCUGCUCUACCAGAGUGACUGCGUGUCCUUGCACUGCAACCUAAACGAACACAACCACCAUCUCAUCAAUGACUUCACCAUCAAACAGAUGCGUCAGGGAGCGUUCCUGGUCAACUCUGCGCGGGGUGGACUUGUGGACGAGAAGGCCUUGGCCCAGGCCCUGAAGGAGGGCAGAAUACGAGGAGCUGCCCUGGACGUCCAUGAGAGCGAACCCUUUAGUUUUACGCAGGGGCCGCUGAAAGACGCACCCAAUCUGAUCUGCACCCCACACACGGCCUGGUAUAGUGAACAGGCCUCACUGGAGAUGAGGGAGGCUGCCGCCACGGAGAUCCGUAGAGCCCUCCUCGGGCGGAUCCCAGACAGCCUGAGGAACUGCGUGAACAAAGAGUUCUUUAUGGCCACAGCCCCUUGGGGGAUGAUGGAGCAACAGAUGCAGCCUGAGCUCAAUGGCGCCACCUACGGCCGUCAGGGUCCUCUCCAGGCUAUCUCUCCUGGGGGGAUGCAAGAUAAAAUGUACACAUAAAAUCCAGGUGUGCUCCUGCUGUUGUGGAGGUUCACCCAGGUGACGCAAGCAGGGAUCAGGAAGUGAGCGAGAUGCAGGGGAGGGGGCCUGUCGCCCACUCUGUGCACGGGGGUCCUCCACCUUCCCAGA